AUGUCGCUCGACUCGUCCCUCGGCGUCCCGAGCGCGCCUGACGAUGCGGUGGUCAUCCCGUCGCCGGCUAUCCUCGGCGAGGAAUCCCAUGUACACGCUCUCGUCAGCCAAUGGGGCCCCGCGGGUGGUGUCGCGCUUGCCGAACCCGACGCUGAUGCCGCGCACGCCGAUGGUCAAGACGGUGCUGCUGGCGCUGCAGUCCCGGUUCAGGCGCGACCUUCAUUCUUUGCCUUGGUCGUGGCCUGGCUUUUGAGCCUGUUCUGCUCGUGGGGAAGAGGACCCGGUGUCGGAUGA
Peniophora sp. CBMAI 1063 is the source of this 294-nucleotide messenger RNA. Lineage: Eukaryota; Fungi; Basidiomycota; Agaricomycetes; Russulales; Peniophoraceae. The record is from the annotation of a GenBank genome assembly.